AUGUCCUCCAGAGCGCCAAUUCCGUCUCUCGAAGAGAUUGUGAGAAACAAAAGGAGUCGCGAAGAACGAGAAUCCAAGCCAAAAUUUUUAUCUAAAGCUGAGCGGACGCGUUUAGCACUUGAACGUAGACAAAAGGAAGUAGAGCAAGCCAAAAAUAGACAAGCUACAGAGUUGUCAGACUUAAAGAAUGAAGUUGUACAUCAUUACGAAGAUGGUGUAAAUGGUUUUGGGUCUGAAACUAAGAAUGUGAAUUCCAAAUCUUCGACCCCUGUAAGCCAUGAGGGUAAUCAUGACUCUUCUACAGAAGAAAGCUUUGCUGCCGCUGUUCGACAAAGGUAUAUGGGGAUCCAACCUCGAACUCAAAAAAAACGAAGAAGAAAUACAGACAAAAAAUUUGUUUUUGAUUGGGAUGACACGGAUGAUACAAUGAAGGAUGCUGAUUUUGUCGCUUCUCCUGAAUCGACGAUUGCGGUUUUCGGUAGAGGGAAAUUAGGAGGAUUUGAUGAGAAAUCUAUAGAGAAUGUGAAACAAAGAUCAGGAUUAAUCCAACGUUUAUUACAAGGGUCAGAUGAAGACAAAAACCGAGCACAUGAAUUGUUGCACUUGCACGAAAGAAAGUCCCGCAAAGUUGAUUGGGACGAUGUACCCUGGAGAGAGAAACCUUUAGAGGCUAUGAAGCCACGUGACUGGAGAAUUCUAAGAGAAGACUAUAAUAUUUCUAUGAAAGGAGAUGAUGUACCUAAUCCUUUGAGGAACUGGGAAGAAGCUGACUUACCCAGUAAACUAAUGGAUGUAUUAAGGAAAAAUAAUUAUAAGGAGCCAAGUUCUAUUCAACGUGCCUCAAUUCCUGUCUUACUACAAGGAAAAGAUUUGAUUGGAAUUGCUGAAACCGGUAGUGGUAAAACGGCAGCUUUCAUGAUUCCUCUGGUACAAACCAUCUUAAAAUAUCCUCCUUUGGAUGAAACAAAUUUACAUCUUGGACCGUAUGCCAUUGUGUUAGCACCAACACGCGAGUUGGCUCAGCAGAUUCAGUCAGAAGGAAACAAAUUUGCCGAACCUCUUGGUUUUCGCUGCGUUUCUAUUGUCGGUGGCCACGCUUUUGAAGAACAAUCCUUUCAGUUGAGUCAAGGGGCUCAUAUCGUAGUUGCUACCCCUGGUCGUUUAAUUGAUUGUCUCGAGAGAAGAGUAUUUGUCUUGAGUCAAUGCUCUUACGUUGUCAUGGAUGAAGCUGAUCGAAUGUUAGACAUGGGUUUUGAAGAGGAUGUUAAUAAGAUUUUGCAAUCUCUUCCUUCGUCAAAUAGUUCUGAUAAAAAUGCUAUCAUUCCUUCCAGCGAGAGUCAACCUUCAUCGUUGCGUCGAACUCUGAUGUUCAGCGCUACUUUACCUCCAAAGGUUGCGAAUCUUGCAAAACGUUAUCUUAACAAUCCGACAAUUCUUACCAUUGGUAGUAUUGGACAAGCGGUUGAUAAGGUUGAACAAGUCGUUGAAAUGGUUCCCGAUGACUCGAAACGCUUGAAACGUCUUGAAGAAAUUCUUGAAUCCAGUAGGUUUGCUCCUCCGAUUAUCAUUUUUGUAAAUUUGAAAAGAAAUAUCGAGGCUAUAUCCAAACAGUUGAACACUUUAGGUUGGCGCGCUGUUACGCUUCAUGGAAGUAAAAAUCAAGAACAAAGAGAAAAAGCUAUUGAACAGCUACGCAAUGGAACAGCUGAUAUUUUGGUAGCUACAGACAUCGCUGGUCGUGGUAUUGAUAUACCAAAUGUGUCUUUAGUACUCAAUUACAAUAUGGCUAAAAGCAUUGAGGAUUACACCCACAGAAUUGGACGUACAGGACGUGCUGGUAAAUCUGGCGUCGCAAUUACGUUUUUAGGUUCUGAGGAUGAAGAUCUCUUUUACGACCUUAGAGUGAUGUUAUCGAAAAGUACAAAAGCACGUAUCCCUGAUGAACUAAAAAAUCACGAAGCUGCUUUUUCGAAGCACGCUCCUAUUACCCAAUAG
This is a messenger RNA of Schizosaccharomyces cryophilus OY26, 1995 nucleotides long. Its product is annotated as U5 snRNP-associated protein Prp28. Gene Ontology annotation, cellular component: catalytic step 2 spliceosome. The transcript has a single exon. Gene Ontology annotation, molecular function: ATP binding; RNA binding; RNA helicase activity. The coding region runs from base 1 to 1995 and encodes 664 amino acids. Gene Ontology annotation, biological process: mRNA splicing, via spliceosome. NCBI's taxonomy places the organism in Eukaryota, Fungi, Ascomycota, Schizosaccharomycetes, Schizosaccharomycetales, Schizosaccharomycetaceae. The record is from RefSeq and is a predicted model, not a curated record.